This is a messenger RNA of Aspergillus affinis, 753 nucleotides long. RefSeq lists its product as uncharacterized. The record is from RefSeq and is a predicted model, not a curated record. Lineage: Eukaryota; Fungi; Ascomycota; Eurotiomycetes; Eurotiales; Aspergillaceae. The coding region runs from base 1 to 753 and encodes 250 amino acids. The transcript has a single exon.
AUGCACUGGAACGUACCUUUCAUCAUCUUAGCAUCUCUGCUGUCCCCUUUCAUUUCUGCCGUGACCAUCGAACACUAUCGAACCGGAACAUGCAAGGGCAACCACCUCACUUGCAUUGGAAUCCGCGAGUUCCAAUGCUGCAACUUCAAGCCAAAUAGCCAGUCUGUUGACUCCUCUGCCCUAUUUCGCGGCUUGCCACGAUUCGCUAUUGGAAACGUUUGCCACGCAAGAGGAAGUAACGAUUGCGGAUCGGUGCAGAGAUCCGUGAGGGGACUGAAUCAAUGUGCCGAAUUGGCCAAUGCUCGGGGUUCCUUUUGGUUUUUUAAUUGGCAGCAAAAUCGUCAAUUUUUCCAAAGCCAGGAGAAUGUCAAUGUUAGCUUUGUCAACGAAAUUAUGGAUCACCGGGUCAACGAAAUUAUGGAUUACCGGGACAACGUAACUCUGGCUUACCAGUUCAACAGGACCGUCCAGCCAGACUUGGUGAACAUCGAAGGCCAUGCAUUUCCACUUUAUUGGGGCACUCCUGAGAACGUCACUGUUGCCUUGAUGGAGAUAUUUGAGAAUGAUGGAACUUAUGAGGAUAUUCCAGAGGAGGCGAGGCGCUGGGAAAUUAGAGAGGAAAUGAGAUACGAAGACGCGUACGAAGACGCGUACGAAUACGCGGACGAAGAUGCAAACGAGAAUGCAAACGAGAAUACAAACGGAGAUGCAGAUGGUGAUGCAGACGGAGGAGCGGACGGAGGAACAGAGUGA